AUUCAGAUCAAGGCAUCAGUACGGGAUCCCUCCUCCUACAAGUAAUUACUAACCUAGGAAGUCAGCAAUUCCAAAUUCGUCAAGGAACAUGAAGGUCUUAGCAAUUUUAGCCCUCGUGGCGACAGCCGUAGUUGGCUCCAGCCUUCGAGAAACACUAGAAACUGGACCAGCUUGUCCCCCCGCCGACCCCCUGAAUGCCCCAGCCGGUCCACUUAACGUUACCCUCGACCCCAUUUUGAAGAUCGAUCAGGGGAGCACCAGAGGCGAUCUUCUCGCCACUGGCCUCUCAGGAUUGUCGUACGAUUACACCAUCAUUAUCAUCACGUUGACCCUUAACUUCCACCUGACCUUGCCCUCGGCCCAUAUCACGACCGACUUUGUCGUCACGGGAUACCUGGAUGCUCGACCAUUCUCCUCGGGAUGCAUCCCAUCCGGAAAUUUCACUGGCAGUGGAGCCUCCACCGUUCACGCCAGCGCAUUGGACGUCAACAUCCGCGCUGUCCUCUUCGCCAACUUGAUCACCAACAAGCUGUCGAUUCGAACCUUGGAAAUUAGAAACAUCUCCUUCGGCUCUGACAUUAUGCUCUCCUUCGGCCCUGACCUUCUCAUCGGAGGAAGUCCAGUCGACUGGGAUGCAGUGUCUGCCGGACUCAAGACCUGUUUCGAUGCCGAAUUUGCCGCCAACAAGGCCGCCAUCACGGAGAAGAUUCGACUAGCUGGAAAUGUCGUGAUUGGAAAGUAUACCAUUGAUGAGCUUUUGGAGUUGAUUGGAGGAGGCGGCGGCACAUGUCCACCACCACUCGAAUAAUUAUACGUUAAGGAUUUGAUUUGACAAAAUAUUUAUUUAUAGUAAUGUGAAAAUGUUUAAUUUCAAUAACACUUUAAAUUCUCCAGAAUUCUUUAAUCACUAUUAAAUCGAAUCAGGGCAAAAUUUAAAAAA
Folsomia candida is the source of this 940-nucleotide messenger RNA. RefSeq lists its product as uncharacterized. Lineage: Eukaryota; Metazoa; Arthropoda; Collembola; Entomobryomorpha; Isotomidae. The record is from RefSeq and is a predicted model, not a curated record. The coding region runs from base 89 to 808 and encodes 239 amino acids. The transcript is spliced from 3 exons.